Molecule: messenger RNA, 2561 nt
Organism: Scophthalmus maximus (turbot)
Lineage: Eukaryota; Metazoa; Chordata; Actinopteri; Pleuronectiformes; Scophthalmidae
Product: F-box/LRR-repeat protein 7
Exons: 4
Coding region: 397-1878 (493 amino acids)
Biological process (GO): SCF-dependent proteasomal ubiquitin-dependent protein catabolic process
Cellular component (GO): SCF ubiquitin ligase complex
Molecular function (GO): protein binding
Source: RefSeq, a predicted model, not a curated record
CGCAUCCUCAGUGAGCUUGUCUGGCCGCUGUGAUUGACCACACUGUGCCCGAUGAACAGCUGCUUACACUUUUGGGGCACUUGACAAAGUUUUUCUUCGCCAAACUUCCUGAGUUUGGGACUUUUUGCGCACGCCCCAACCCCCCCACCAGUGUCCCUGUGUGGAUGGUCAGAUAGAGAAAAGUCCGCGCCGCUGGAAGCUCGCUUCUGGACUCUGGGUUUGCGUAAUGCUGAGGCGUCCUCUGUUCAACAUCUGGAUUAACUAUUUGGAGUUAGCGCGAGCGGCCCUGCUCUAAACUCCGGCUGCCUGGCCUGUGUUUGUGGAAGACUCCGUUUCUAUGGAAUGUAACUGCUUCGGACAUCCCGUGUUUUGCGAAUAGAUUAUGUAUUCUUUAAAAUGGGUGCGAACAAUGGAAAACAAUAUGGAAGCGAGGGUAAAGGGAGCUCAAGCAUCUCCUCUGACAUAAGUUCAAGCACAGAUCACACACCAACUAAAACUCCAAAGAAUGUGGCUACCACUGAAGGUAUAGACUCCAGUACAAGGACUCUGAGUACCCCCAGCCCUGGUCUGAUCCUGCCGUCAAAGUCCUCCUCUCUUUCAUCACCCGCCCUCUCCAGCAACGGCCAUGAGACCAACUCCUCGUCUUCCUCCUCUGCCCAACCUGAGACUGUCGCAGUGGUUCACUCUCAGGCCAGCACUCACACUCGCUCCCGACAGUCAAAAACGCACCACCUCGCCCCCAUCAACAUCCUCCCAGACCACACCCUAUUGCAGAUCUUCUCCCAUCUCCCCACAAAUCAACUGUGCCGCUGUGCUCGCGUAUGCCACCGGUGGUACAACCUUGCAUGGGAUCCAAGACUGUGGAGCGCCAUUCAGCUAACGGGAGAGCUGCUCCAUGCCGACCGUGCCAUCAGGGUCCUGACACACCGGCUGUGCCAGGACACCCCAAAUGUGUGUCUGACCCUGGAGAUGGUGGUGGUGAAUGGCUGCAAGAGGCUCACUGACCGGGGGCUGCAUGUAGUGGCUCAAUGCUGCCCGGAACUACGUCACCUGGAGGUUGCUGGCUGUUAUAAUAUCUCUAAUGAGGCUGUGUUUGAGCUGGUGUCCUGCUGCCCCAGCCUGGAACACUUGAACCUCUCAGGUUGCUCCAAAGUGACAUGCAUCAGCCUCACUCAAGAGGCCACACUCCAGCUGUCCCCUCUGCAUGGCCAGCAGAUUUCCAUUCACUACCUAGACAUGAGCGACUGCUUCUCCCUUGAGGAUGAGGGCUUGCGAACUAUCGCCUCCCAUUGCCCUCGCCUUACACAUCUGUAUUUGCGCCGCUGCACCAGACUGACAGAUGAAGCGUUGCGCCACCUGGCUCUCCACUGCCCUUCAAUCAGGGAGCUUAGUCUCAGUGAUUGCCGCUUGAUAGGUGAUUUCGGCCUGCGUGAAGUUGCCCGACUGGAAGGCUGCCUGCGCUACCUGAGUGUAGCCCAUUGCACCCGCAUUACAGAUGUGGGCAUGCGCUAUGUGGCACGCUACUGCCCGAGACUGCGCUACUUGAACGCAAGGGGUUGUGAGGGGCUAACAGACCACGGCCUAGGCCAUUUGGCCAGAAGCUGCCCCAAACUCAAGUCUCUGGAUAUGGGUAAAUGCCCACUGGUGUCAGACAGUGGGCUGGAGCAGCUGGCAAUGUACUGCCAAGGCUUGAGGCGAGUGAGUCUCAGGGCGUGUGAGAGCGUAACAGGCAGAGGACUCAAAGCUCUGGCAGCCAACUGCUGUGAGCUGCAGCUCCUCAACGUGCAGGAUUGCGAGGUGUCGCCAGAGGCUCUGCGGUUUGUCAGACGCCACUGCCGGCGCUGUGUCAUUGAGCACACAAACCCUGCUUUCUACUAAGGCGGGCAGUUCUUGGACUGGUCCUCUGACAAGUGGAUGUUCUAAUAUUCCUGCUAUGGUGUUGUUGGAGUUCAUGCUGAUGUGACAGAAUUGGUUGAAAACUGGGGUGCAAUACUGGCCAUAAAAUGUCUUUUUAAAUCCGCUUAAUGGCUUUUACUGCUGUCCUUUGAAAAUACUUCAAUAGAAUGAAUCUAACAUAUUUAUCUGUAGAAAGGCAGAGAAGUGCAGUAUUUCCAUAUAUUCCUUUUUUUUGUUCAUCACAAUUUGCAAUGUAACAGCAUGUUUCAACACUGAGCACUGGGUACAGUUGUGUUAGAAAAGCAUUGUUAUACUUUAAAGUUCAUAAUCAUAAUCAUAACCAUACAUUACUACUUCUAUUUAUAAACCGGAAGUAUCUUCAGACUAAACCAUUAAGAAUGUAGCUACAAAGCAGAUCUGGUGAUUUAAAAUAUACUCAGUUUCACGCUUUUUAUGUUGUGUGCAUAUACAUGUCACUUGAUAGUCACUUCAACUGGGCUCAAAGUGUCAUAUGUCAGAUUAUCGUCAAUAAUAUUACUAUUAGUAAUACUAUUAGUCAAAGGUUACUAUAAGCGAGUGCCAAAUUGUUAUGGGACCAUUGCUGAAAAUAAACAAGAACACAUUGCUGCUAUAACUGUGCCAAUAAAAUUCUUCUGAUAUCCGUC